AUGCAGUUCCUCGUCACCUCGCUACUCCUGGCCUCGGUAGCCACUGCGUCACCGUCUUUCAAGGUCACGAAAAGGCAGGCAGCGCCAGCAUUCGAUAGUAAGCUCACAGCCUACUGCAUACCCGAAGCCGAAGACUCACACAUGCCUAACGUAACAGCAGUAGCAGUAACCGCCAACACGAUAAUCCCCGUCGUCGUCGGCGGCGCGCAGGACACCUUCGUCCCCAACUUGGUGACGGCAGCCGUGGGCGACGUUAUACAAUUCCAGUUCAGCAACGGCAACCACACCGUCACCCAGAGCUCCGCCGACGCGCCGUGCACGCCGCUGCAGGCCAUGGUCGCCACCGCCAUCCACAGCGGCCACAUCCCGUUCGAAGACGGACAGACGACGGUCGGGACCUUCAGCAUGCCCGUCACUAGCGCGGAUACCAUGUUUCUGUACUGUGCUACUGUGCCUCAUUGCCAGGAGGGCCAGGUCAUGCAGAUCCUCGAUUAUGCCGCCGCUUCGGCCGCUUCUGGCGCGAGUGUCGACGGCACGAACGUCGUUGGUGGCACGGUUGCUUCGAUCCCUCUCGAGGCUGCGGCUUUCAUGCCCGCCCCGGCGGAGGCGGCCGCACCACCACCUGCUGCGGACCCGGCCGCCGCGGACCCUGCCGUUGCAGAUCCCGCAGCUACUGGGACGACCACCGUCAUUGUGACGGUGACCCCGACCGCUGCUGCUGUUGCCUCGGCAAUCCCAACACUCAAGUAA
Molecule: messenger RNA, 750 nt
Organism: Anthostomella pinea
Lineage: Eukaryota; Fungi; Ascomycota; Sordariomycetes; Xylariales; Xylariaceae
Source: the annotation of a GenBank genome assembly